Molecule: messenger RNA, 1223 nt
Organism: Haliotis rufescens (red abalone)
Lineage: Eukaryota; Metazoa; Mollusca; Gastropoda; Lepetellida; Haliotidae
Exons: 3
Coding region: 356-1174 (272 amino acids)
Source: RefSeq, a predicted model, not a curated record
GAAAAGAAAUACAUUUGAAAAAACACAUGAAAAUAUCGCCAAUUCCUUUUACAGUUUUUGGAUUGAUAUUGUUCAUAAUCAUUUGAUAUAAGCCCAUGAUAUUAUACCAAAUAACAAAGAGCAUCUCAUGAUCAUGGUAUGUUUCGGUUAUGUACCAAUCGGAACACACUCAAGACGAAAUAUGCCGAUUUCUUCCGAAAGUAUUUUCGCCGAAAGGACAGCGCCAUCUACCGACUAGACGUCACUAUGACGUCAUUUGGCGAUAUUGUGACGUCACGCCAUUGUCUGACAUUGUCUCAGCUAGCUACAGCAGCACUGCAGUACUCUCUUCAUUUAUCGAGAUUAUCGAAGCAUUAUGCCAGUCACCAGACGUCUGACCGUGUCCGAGUGUGAGGGCUUUGAUUCCGAGGUGGCGGAGUGUUUUUCACGUACAGAACCGACAGAGUUUCAUGAUUCGGUUCCCAAAUACGCCACAAUAAAGCCAAGACCAGUCGCUAGGCGUCUGAGGUGUGAGGGGUUUGAUUCCGAGGUGGCAGAGUGUUUUUCACGUACAGAACCGACAGAAUUCCACAAUUUGGUUCCCAAACACGUCACAAUAAAACCAAGACCUAUUCGUCCCGAGCCACCAUUCCAAUGGGACUGUAGUAAAAAGGACAAACAACUUGGCAAAGAGCUCGACCUUCACGUGCAGCUGACGGCUGUCCUGGUUGAUGUGGACAUUCUCCGGGCUGACCUACGAGAUGCUCGACUCCGUUCCCAAUGUCUGAAACUGAAGAACCAACAUCUUCAGAGACAAGUCAGACAACUCUCGGGGGAGAAAGUCUCCCUUGGGGAGCAGGUGGAUCGCUUGGUGAAGGAGAGGGACAUGUUGAGAGCUGAAAGACUGCGUGUACAUUCAGGAGAGGGAGAGGGUGUUGGGCUUGUCCAGAGGUCAGGGGCUACACAGACCACGUGUUUUGACCACAUUGUUCAAUCAAAGAAUGACAUGCCUCGUGAACAAGGCAAUAGGUCAACAAGACAUCAUGAACUCUCUCAAAGUAGUCUGUCAUCAAAGAAACAUAUGUCAUCAAGCACAACUAAUUUAAUAGAAACUUGUAUUCAGAAACAAAAUGUACAAAAGUCAAAAUCUUUCUUUGGUCGUUUUACAAAACUGUUCAGAAGAAACAAAUGUUAAUGUAAUUCAGUCCUUUUUAAUGGUGGUAAUAACAAUUGUUUCAGUUCAA